GGCCUGCCCCCACCGCUGACCAUGGUGGGGGCCGGGCAGCGCCGGCGGCUGGUGGUCUGCGUGGUGAGCGACCUGCCCCCCGGCUCCGGCCACGCCGUCUGGAUCUCCGGGGAGAACGGCAGCGCCCUGCAGUCCUUCGCCUACGGGGCCUCCCAGGAGGACGGUGGCACCGUCUGCACCGUCUCCCUUCUCCCCGACGACCCCACGGCCGAGGGGGAUCUCGCCUGCCACGUGGGGACCAACCGGACCUCCCCAGCCCACAGCUCCAGCCCCAUCCGCAUCACGGGCAGUGAGGAGGCGGCAGAGCCGUGUCCCGGCAGCACGGCCGAGCCGCCGGCCCGCGCCUCGGCCGCCCUGCUGGUGGCCGUGCGGGUGGUGCUGCUGAAGGUCGCCCUCUCCGACGCCCUCCUCACCUCCAUCCUCCUCGCCCAGAGCUGA
This is a messenger RNA of Nipponia nippon (crested ibis), 438 nucleotides long. The record is from RefSeq and is a predicted model, not a curated record. Lineage: Eukaryota; Metazoa; Chordata; Aves; Pelecaniformes; Threskiornithidae.